CAGUUAGACAUCACGAGAUGUUUCGUUGCAGUCUGAGAAAGAAUAAGUUUCCAGUAUUUGAACUAAACCGACAGACAUCUUCUAAAUUCUCUGAAGUCAAAACCAAAAGGAUACCUCAGAAAUCACACAAUCAAAUAUCACAGCUGCAAUUUGGGCCUCUCCUUCGCUCAAAAUCACUGAAGCGUAAAUCUAAAUUACCCCCUAUAUGUUUGUCACAAUCAGAUGAGAGUAGAGAUUUCUGGCUGUCAACAGUCAAAGUCACAUCCCUACCUGAACAACUAACAUUAACCUCAUCUUCAGCAGAGUUGAACCUGACUUCAAAUGAUGUUAAGAAGCGCACCAUGAAGGAUACUCCGGAGAACCCAUCCGAACAUAUCCUACAAAUACCCUUCCAGAGACAGGAGGAUAGGGCCUAUCCUAGCGUGAGCAGAAUUCUUCGGGAAACUAUGAGCGAAGAAAAUCGUCGAGUUUUGGAAAUCUGGGAGCAAAAAAUGGUCCUUAAACUAGGCCAGGACGGAUUCAACCAACAUAAACAGGCAACGUUCUCCAGGGGCAAAGCAAUUCACUCCUGGAUAGAAAAAUAUUUUCUUUAUAGAAGGUCUACAGACACUAGUUUCAUCCAAGAUGAUGUUACACUGAGACACAUUUCCUCCAUUUCUCCACUCCUGAAAACUAUUAGCGAUGUCAAGGUUCUAGAGUCGGCUACAUUUCAUCCGGAUCUGAAAUACUGUGGAAUAAUUGAUUGUGUUGCACGCAUUGGCAAUACUGUUUGUCUGAUAGAUUGGAAGACGAGUGAGAAAGCAAAACCAAGUAUUGAAUCCUUGUACGACAGUCCAUUGCAAGUUGUAGCUUACCUAGGAGCCCUUAACGCAGACCCUGAAUACCUUAGGAUUGGACGAAUACAAGAAGGAGUCGUGAUAGUAAUUUAUAACUCGGGAUACCCUGCAGUUCUCCACAGAAUUAAUCCUGAACUUGUCUCUCAACUCUGGAAAGUUUGGUUAGAGCGACUCAAAACCUAUCAAAACCUUGCUUAAACAAUAAUGAUAAAGUUAUAUCCUUCUAGCAAUGGUAUUUUCUUUACAUGUAGUGAAUAUUAAACAAUCUAGAAUAUCUAGAAAUUAACCGAAUAAAUGUUUUUUUUUAUAUUUACUGUA
Eurytemora carolleeae is the source of this 1154-nucleotide messenger RNA. Its product is annotated as mitochondrial genome maintenance exonuclease 1-like. Gene Ontology annotation, molecular function: single-stranded DNA exodeoxyribonuclease activity. The record is from RefSeq and is a predicted model, not a curated record. Gene Ontology annotation, biological process: mitochondrial DNA replication. Lineage: Eukaryota; Metazoa; Arthropoda; Copepoda; Calanoida; Temoridae. Bases 18 to 1034 code for a protein of 338 amino acids. Gene Ontology annotation, cellular component: mitochondrion. The transcript is spliced from 3 exons.